AUGGCAAGGGCAGCCUUCUCUGAGGAUGGGGCCCUGGUGGAUGGUGGAAUGGAUCUCAACAUGGAGCAGGGCAUGGCAGAGCACCUUAAAGAUGUGAUCCUGCUGACAGCUAUCGUGCAGGUUCUCAGCUGCUUCUCUCUCUACAUCUGGUCCUUCUGGCUCCUGGCUCCAGGCAGAGCUCUUUACCUCCUGAUUUCACUCCGCAAAGACUUUCCUGCUAACCUCCUCUUCAGCAGGACUUCUAGUGAGAGCUAG
Rangifer tarandus platyrhynchus (Svalbard reindeer) is the source of this 255-nucleotide messenger RNA. The record is from the annotation of a GenBank genome assembly. Lineage: Eukaryota; Metazoa; Chordata; Mammalia; Artiodactyla; Cervidae.